Fusarium subglutinans is the source of this 1518-nucleotide messenger RNA. Its product is annotated as phospholipase A I. Lineage: Eukaryota; Fungi; Ascomycota; Sordariomycetes; Hypocreales; Nectriaceae. The record is from RefSeq and is a predicted model, not a curated record. The transcript has 4 exons. Gene Ontology annotation, molecular function: zinc ion binding. The coding region runs from base 1 to 1518 and encodes 505 amino acids.
AUGCCUUUCUCUUAUGACAUCCUAGACAGGAACGCUUGGGCUACGGAAGACCAGUCUGGAAUUUCUCAGUUGGUGACUGCGAGCGCCAAUUCUGAAGCAGCAUGGCGUAACGAGGAAGAAUCAUCUGGGCAACCCGCGGGCGGAGGUGACGAAGCGCAGGCAGGCCCCAACGCUUCCGAUGAUCAGAUUGUCUGUAGGGAAUGCGAAGAGUGUCCUGCCAUCUGGUACUGUAAGGAAUGCCGCGCUCUUUGUGACGAGUGCUGGUUCAGUCGCGGGCCGCACAAGAGAAAGAGUCCUGCGCAUCAAAGGAUAACACUCAAUCAGUUCAAACUAUUUGAAAGGAUCCUGGACCCGGACUCCUCGACCCUAGACUCGCAACAUCGGGAUGAUGACGAUAGCUUGUGGUUCUCCGUCGAUGGUGAUACUGGCUCGCUUGAGCCUCGGGAAUUUCCACGUUUCGGCGCUAUUGUGUCCGAACACCAGAGGCAGCAUUCACCUCAAUCACCCCCUUAUCCUCGCCUUGUAUCCUUUGUUGGCAAGACUGGGGAAGGAAAGAGUGCGAUAAUACGACUUCUGAUAGAACAUUUAUGGGACGAGACAGCCCGGCGUAGGAUGAUAACACUCGACGUCCCUACCAAAGCCCCAGUCGUGGGGCCACGCCAGAGGAGUAUCCCGACUUCUGGAGAUGUACACCUUUAUUACGAUACACUGAUGGACGAAGACGAGGCCGUGGGCCGUCCACUACUAUAUGCGGACUGCGAAGGCUUUGGUGCUGGAACUCAGAGGCCUACAUACCAUCAUGGCCGACGAGGGGAUGACUGGAGGUCGGUUCCAGGGUUGCCAGACAUCCGAAGAUGGCAGGAUAGCUGGAGAUAUCUCCUGUACAACUUCUCCGACGUCGUUGUCAACGUUAUGCAGAGCCAUUCGUUGCGGCAGAUAGACGAUUCUAUUGUCGAAUUACUCGAAUGGGCCGAAGUUUCGCAUAUAUCUGCUACCAAUCGCUUUGGGUUACCUCACCUGAUAAUCGUCGUUAAUCGAUCUGACGAUAACUCAAACUGGGAUCCUAUCGCGACUGGCCAACAAAUCCUCACUGAGCAGCAACGUAUCUUGGAAGGAAACGACAAGGUGAGAGCAAUGGCGGACCGAUUUCGCGGGGUUGGUAUUGAGAUCAAUACCCUGGAAGAUCUCCUUUUAACCUCAUAUGCUCAAGGAGCCCUUCGACUUCUUAGCUCAGCUGAAUCGCUUCGCCCGCCUCCGGCUAAGAUGGCAGCAAGGCUUUCAGAACUGAUGAUCGCGACGUUCAAGGUUUUAGACACAAAUGGCGAUCGAAAUUCUAUUGCGUCGCGAUUCUCUGGUGUUAUGGCUCCACUUGUCUGCUCCAUCAUGGCUCUAGAUGCUGCGCGGUCGUUCAAGAGUCUUGCAGGGAGAUGGGUUGACAUCUUUUGCGGCGAAACCGACCAAACAGCUCAGAGCUGUUGGGGAUCAAACAAGAAUUCCUACAAAGUGCAGGUCGUUUAA